Molecule: messenger RNA, 132 nt
Organism: Gregarina niphandrodes
Lineage: Eukaryota; Apicomplexa; Conoidasida; Eugregarinorida; Gregarinidae
Exons: 1
Coding region: 1-132 (43 amino acids)
Source: RefSeq, a predicted model, not a curated record
AUGGUGUCACAUGACAAGUAUAAAGACCGGAAGAGGUAUGCUAAUGACGCUCAAAUGCUUACAGAUUUUACCAACUUUAAACUACAGUCUCAGUUCAUCUUAAUGAAACCAGAGUACGUUCACUAUCAUUGA